This is a messenger RNA of Hypanus sabinus (Atlantic stingray), 597 nucleotides long. RefSeq names its product glutamine-rich protein 2-like. The transcript is spliced from 5 exons. The record is from RefSeq and is a predicted model, not a curated record. NCBI's taxonomy places the organism in Eukaryota, Metazoa, Chordata, Chondrichthyes, Myliobatiformes, Dasyatidae. The coding region runs from base 48 to 539 and encodes 163 amino acids.
AGCUGGAUCAACUUGACGAAAAGAAAGUUGAUAAAGAAUUUUUGGAAAUGGAGAUUAAUGGGAAAGCUGACAAAAAAUCAUUAGAGUCAAAAGUGAGUAGAACACUUCUGGAUGCAACAGCGCAGCAAUUGAACUCAAUGAUGCAGGAGCUGUUAAAUAAGGUUUGUGCACAAGAGAAAGACUGGCAGAAGGUGCUGGAGAAACUUCUUUGUGACAUGGAUUGCAAGCUGGAUCGACUGGAGCUGGAUCCGUUGAAGAAACAGCUGGAAGAAAGAUGGAAACAGCUGAAAAAACAGUUGAGAAAUGGCCCAGGUUUUGAGGCUGAUUCUCCAGCUGGGUUCAGGAAGCAGUUACUUGAGCGAUUUAAGUGCCUUUCCUGUGCCAAAUCUACAAGGAUGAUGCCAGGACCGCAUCUUAUCACCAUUGCUGCUUCAGCUUUGCAUCCUAAAGCCCGUCCAACCACAGCGCCCGAACUGGACUCCUUUAAGCAAACAAAGGGGUACGAAUGGAACGUCUAUUUUCCUGAAAAGCUGUGUUGAAAAUUGGAUUCUGCUAGCUUUUAAUGUCGUAAUUGAAAUGGCUUUAGAUAUUUUUGGU